Acipenser ruthenus (sterlet) is the source of this 3410-nucleotide messenger RNA. RefSeq names its product BRCA1-associated RING domain protein 1. The record is from RefSeq and is a predicted model, not a curated record. The transcript has 11 exons. NCBI's taxonomy places the organism in Eukaryota, Metazoa, Chordata, Actinopteri, Acipenseriformes, Acipenseridae. Gene Ontology annotation, molecular function: protein binding. Bases 274 to 2775 code for a protein of 833 amino acids.
CCUAACAGUAUUGUUUUGGGGAGUGCAAUGCGCCGGUUUCCCUGGUGGGCCUCUGAACUAAAACAUACACCAGCAAGACCGUUGACUUCAAUUUCUGCGGGAUUGAUUGUCAUUAAAUUACACAAGCGGUUAAAGUUACCUUCUUUGUUUAGAGAAUUCAGCGCACGGUUUUUUUUUUUUUUUCCUCGCUCCUCCUUUUCCUAGACUGGCGGGAGAUCUAAACGCCAAUCCUGCCGGAUAUUCAUAUGGUCAAAUAAUAGCUGUACAUCAAACAUGGCUUUACAGAAAACGGAAACUAUGCUGCGAGUUUACUCUGGGAACGAGAUGGCUUGCGGAUCCGUGGACCGGCGCUCGGAACCCGAUCCGGGGUCUCGGUUCUGGCCGAAGACUCGAGUUUCUCUCGAGCGAUUCCGAAGAUUACUGCUUUGCUCCAAAUGUGAAAGUCUGCUCAAGGAACCUGUGUGUUUGGGUGGAUGUGAGCACAUCUUUUGUUGGUCAUGUGCAGGCGUGUGUGUAAGUGCUGGCUGUUCCGUGUGUCAGGCUCCAGUCUGGGUGAAGCACAUCCACAUUAAUCGCCAGUUAGACAGCAUUGUGCAGCUUUGCAACAAACUGGAGGAGCUGGUGAAUCACAGAGACACUGCAGAUGUAAUAAAGGAUCCAAAACCAAUGCCAAGCAGUCCGCAGCGCGCUGCAAAUACCAAACCGAAGAAGAACUUUAAACUCUGGUUCAGCCCACGGAGCCGCAAAGUGAGAUGCAAGGUGCAGAAGCCAAAGGCAUCUUCAAGGGUAGAUCCACAGCAACAGAAAGAAAAGAGAGAGGGGGCCAAGGUAACCAACACUGUACCGGACACAGCUCACUUGUCCGUUUUCAAUUUUCCACCUUCUUCUUCAUCCCAGGGCUCUUUGAGCCCCCCUAGAAAACCUGCACCAAAAAGGAAGCCAACCGCCAAGGCAAGUAAAAAGAAAAGGCUGAAAGACAUCAACCAAGAGUGGGGAUUCGGGAAGAAGAGGACUGGACAAAGACAGAAUAAGGAAAAACAAGAGAAAGAGGAGGAGGUUGAUGAGGAAAGGCAGGUCAAUGAACUUUCAUCCAAGAAAGUGGUAUCCUUCCUCCGCAGCCCUUCUGCGGAGAUGGAGGCUGGAGAAUCUGAGGAACCCAAGGUAAAUGUUCCUCAAGUUGAAGUUGAGUCCAGGAUAGGACCUUUACACACGGGCAGGACCUUAAAGAAGGGGAACGUGGUUGAGGAUGGUCCAGCCACUGAGGGGAACAGUGAUGAUGAGACCAACCAGGAAAGUCCAAGGCCAAGUUCUCCAGGAACCAAAGAUCCUUUAGGGCAAAGUCCCAAACGGUCAAGCUCAGUGUCUUCCAACCCCUCCACAUUGCAAAGCCAAACCACCAAGCGGCCAAGACAGGUACAGGAUUCAAGUGUUGAUAGCACUCCCAAGAGGCCCAGGAAGUGUUCUGACCAGAGAAGGAGCCCCUCAGAGUCAAGUGUGGUCCAGACGACUCCUCCUGAAAGCUCCCGUGCUUCCACCCCCUCCAGGAAAGGAAGAAGCAGCAGCAGAGAUCUGGGGGUAGCUCUUCCCACUUCUCCCCACACCCCUCUGUUGAAGUCCCAGAGUAGCAGUCUCCUAGGAUCCCCUGGUGUUCUCACCUCCCAAGGAAGCCCUGGAGUCACCAAGAAGAACCACAAAGGAGAGACCCUGCUGCACCUUGCAUGUAUUAAGGGCGAUGUAUCAUCAGUAGAGCAGCUGCUGGAGAGUGGAGCAGAUCCCAAUCUCAAAGACCAUGCAGGCUGGACCCCACUUCAUGAGGCCUGCAAUCAUGGGCACGUGAAGGUGGUGGAGCUGCUGCUGCAGCAGGGGGCGCUGUUGAACACCACCGGCUACCAGAACGAGUCCCCGCUGCACGACGCUGUGAAGAACGGACAUGCUGGCAUCGUGGAGCUCCUACUGCGCAAUGGAGCCUCCCAAGAAGUGCUUAACAUCUUCGGACUGCGGCCCAUUGACCAUGCAGAGACGGAUGAGAUGAGGGCUCUCCUACUGGCUGCACACAAGGGUCCCGCACCCAUCCCUGCCCCACACCCCCCUUGCCAGAGUCUCAGCAAGACCCCAGUCAGCCAGAGACGCAGCGUGUUGCUGAGCAGCGGCCUGACAAGAGCGCAGCAAUCCAAAGUGAACAAGCUGGCCACGCUGCUGAAAGCAGGGAAGAGCAACGAAUUCAAUAACUCGGUGACCCAUAUUAUCAUCUCAGGUGACCAUAUGCCAUGUACUAUGAAGUGCCUUCUGGGGGUCUUGACAGGCUGCUGGAUAUUGAAGUUUCAGUGGGUGACCGCUUGUCUGGAGGCCGGGGAGCAGGCACCGGAGCAGGAGUACGAAGUGGCUGAGGGUCCGCGCCGCGGCCGGCUGAACCGGGAGCAGCUGUUGCCCCGGCUCUUUGACGGCUGUCACUUCUACUUCCUGGGCUGCUUUAAGAAACCCCCGAAGGAGGACCUGGUGCGGCUGGUGAGGGAAGGCGGGGGUCAGAUCCUCUGCCGGCAGCCCAAGCCAGACAGCGACGUCACGCAGACCAUCAACACGGCCGCUUACCACGCCCCACCCAAGUCUGACCAGUCCUUCUGCACCCAGUACAUCCUGUACGAGCCCGGAGCCAGUGCCCUCCCCGAGAGGGUUCGCAUGGGCAAAGUGUGGUCCGCCCCGUCCUCCUGGCUCAUCCAAUGCAGCGCUGCCUUCCAGUUCCUACCCGUACCCGAGCCCAGCAGCUUAGAGGGGUGAUGGAACCUGUAUAUAUAAUCUCACCACCCGUAGGAACUACAAUGUUCUUUCCAGGUUUUCCUAGUCUGUGGUUCCUGCUGCCACUCUGUAAAUUCACUUCCUGGGCAGUGAGUAUUUAGGAUAGCUCCUGAUGCCAUAUGGAGCCCUUAGACUGUAAGUGUGAAGAUCAGGUGGGGUUCUGGUUGCACAGGGUGUGAAUUUUGUUAUUUUAUACUUUUGAUCCGUGGCAUGUGAAUAGUACUUGUAACAAGGCUUGUUCUGUAAUGUUGGCUCAAUCAAUAGAACUCCAAAGUCCCCCCAAAUUAAUCAACAUGUAUUGGGAGGUAUUUCCACCCCCUGCCUCCAUGAGUUACCUGUAUAAAUAUUAGAUAUAUACAUGUAUUUAAAUAAGCAUUUAUGAAAUGAGGCUGAACAUCCAUGGUAUAGAAAUGAAACAUUCUGUCAUUUUGCGCAGUUCAGAUUUUUGUAAAUUUGAAAUCAUAUUCUGUUAAACUGUUUGUAAAAAGUCUGAUUUGAGUGGUGUGUUUUUACAUGAUAGGCAGUAAGGCGUAAGUAUGGCUUUUGUUUGGCAUUGUCAAUAAGAAAAAAAUAACACUGGUUUAAAAGAAUAAAUAAAAAAAAAUAAUCAGAUUGUA